CAAAAACAAGAACUUUCGUUGCGAAUAACUAGGAAAGGAGCUAUAUUCAGAAAGCAUUCUUUUUUACCUGAAGAGCCUGAGUAUGUGUAGAAAGCCAAAAAUAACUUAUUGGCUUUAUUCAGGAUGAGUUGUACUGCGAGGCUAGUAUUUUCUAUUUCUUUCAUCCAUUCUUGCGCGUUUUGAAGAAAGCGCCGCUUGUUUCAGCAGCACAAAAUGUUCGACCACGGGGGCUCCACCACGACACCGAUCCAAAUCCACGCGACGUCGUUUUUCGACAGCCUUGUAGCUGCUCGACCGGCCGGAAAUGCAGCUUCAUCUGCGAGCGGUUCUUUUGCGAGAGCCAUCAGUACAUCCAGUCGUGCCGUGCCCUUCUUGCACCACACAGUUCUUCACCCCGCAGUCGUAAAAACCGCCUUCGACAGUGUGGAAGACGCGGCGGCUAUCGCACGAAAAAAGUGUUACAGUUUAUUUAAUACACGACAUUUGCUGUGGUCAAUGCAGCAACACAGAUUUUGUCUGAAGGAAGAAAGAGAAAAUUUGUAAAACGCAGAGAUGCUUCAGCUUCUAUGAGAAAAAAAUAGAAAUUAUACCAGCCUACGUAUAAAAGAAGAACAAGGCUCGCAGCGCCUAUGCAUAUCCGGCAUGUAGUUGGCUAGCCUUUUUUGUCUUGCUUGGCCUGCGCCAGAAUCAUGUGUGAGUCUAAACACUUUUUCGUUUGCAUAGCGACCGCGGCAAAGCAAGACGAAACGCUGGACUGGAAGGAGGCGUCCACCAUGCAGGCGCACCCGGAGUCGCCGGUCGCGCCGCUGUGUGAAGAUUUGGAGGACGGGGUUUUAUCGGCGGGUGAUCGCUUACCAGAGUGCACAACUCCCCCUCCCCCUCAUUUGUCAUGCAAAAUGCCAAACCCACCCUUCGCCCUGUGACACUGCUUCCAGCACAGAUUCUCGAAGCCAAGACAGCACUAGAGUCGGUCGUGAACAAUUUGUGAUGCAAAAGCCGCAUCUGUGCCAGCGCUCGUGUUGCUGUGGAUGCCAACAUCCAGAUGAGGGGGAGGGGGAGUUGUGCACUGUCAUAUCGCUGCUGGUCCACUUGCCAGGGGCAAUGUCCCCAGAACGUGCUGAAACAAGGUAUAAUAUAUUGUGCUUCUAUUUAUUGGUACUUAUUAGGUUUGAGUGCAUGUUGA
Molecule: messenger RNA, 1183 nt
Organism: Amoebophrya sp. A120
Lineage: Eukaryota; Dinophyceae; Syndiniales; Amoebophryaceae
Source: the annotation of a GenBank genome assembly